AUGUCAUUUGAGGAGACCCGAGAGACCAGACGAAUAUCUACAAUUAAUCAGAACAGUGUUGGCGCGCCUAUACUUGAAGCAAUACAUGCAAAAUAUAAUGCUGACAGGGUUGGAAACGAUUUAUUUAUUAAAUAUGAUGGAUGUGCCAAGGAAGCUAUCCAUCGUCGACUAGCGAAUUUGGCUGAAGCACACAAUCCAGCCCGGAUUACCCAUGCUCAACAACAUUGGAUUGGGAUUGAAUAUAUCGGCAUUGCUAUACCUGAAUCCAUUCGUCGAAACCCGAAUCCCCAACAAGCUUCAGUUGCUGUAAUUGCCCAAAACAACAUCUCAAACCGACCUCUAUAUGCUAUCCAUUGGGACGCAAAUAAUAACCAAAUUUAUUAUCCUUAUAACUGGAAUACACAUCUAUUACUUAGAUGUGGAUGGACACUUUGA
Messenger RNA from Rhizophagus irregularis DAOM 181602=DAOM 197198, 435 nucleotides. NCBI's taxonomy places the organism in Eukaryota, Fungi, Glomeromycota, Glomeromycetes, Glomerales, Glomeraceae. The record is from RefSeq and is a predicted model, not a curated record.